CAACGAUUAUCGGGAGCGUUUCUUAAUACACAGGACUAUCUUGUCCACAAGAAUCGGCACGAAACGGAUGGAGUCAACAUCAGUGGGACGUAACUAUGGACGUUGUUUGUUGUGUGUUAGUAGUGCCUCGCAGGAGUAGGAUCCGAAAUCGAUCGUCCCUCGCUCCCGCCCGAGCCCGCCAAAAGCAAGAAAGAAAGUACGAGAAAAACAAGCUUGCAGACAAGGAUGGUGGAUUCGACCAAGGAUUUUUCGACUACCAAUUACGCGAGGCUUGAUCGGGUCUGCUUUGCUUUGCUUUGCUUGCUCUUUGCUUGCUUGCUCUCGAUCGUCAAUUCAUUUCCGGUUUGCGUCUCCCACACAGACGGUGAACUGCUUCUUCAAGUCAGAUCGCAGGCUGUAUACAUAGCAAGGCGUUUCGAUCCCUCGAGCGGAAGGCGACAACCAUCAGCCAGGCAAAAGACGAGACAAGCUCCGCCCAUAGUUCCGCAGGUUGCUGGUUUGCUGACGGGAGGCCGCGGGGCUUUUGUUGACGUUUGGGGGGCGAUACGAGGAUCCAACUGGCCAACCAAGUCCAGUCCAGGCCAGCCUAACCAGCCUAACCAGCCUAACCGGACUGAAGCUGACCUGCCCUACCAAACCACCAAGUACCUACUGUGUGUACUAUGCACCAAAUAGGUACAUAGUACUGUCUGUGUAUGUAGUAGCCACUAAACCGCUACGAGUACAACAACAACAACCCACUCGCACUCGCUCACCACCGCCACUCCACUCCCAAACAAUCAUUCAUCCUCCACUCACUAUUACUGCACUUCACUUCACAACACUCCACCUUCAACACUCGCUACCCGACAAUUCCCUUUCAUUCAAAUGCACCACAG
This is a messenger RNA of Aaosphaeria arxii CBS 175.79, 878 nucleotides long. RefSeq lists its product as uncharacterized. The transcript is spliced from 2 exons. NCBI's taxonomy places the organism in Eukaryota, Fungi, Ascomycota, Dothideomycetes, Pleosporales. The record is from RefSeq and is a predicted model, not a curated record. The coding region runs from base 226 to 675 and encodes 149 amino acids.